AUGAUGGGGUGGGGAGAAGUCGUCUCGAGCCAGCUGCUGAUAGAGUCGCUGUCCUUGCCGGCGGCGUCGUUGCCGGCAGUUCUUUUCACCGCCGCGGCCUUGGCCGCCGGCGCCUUUGCGGUCUACUUCUACAUCCCAUCAUGGCGCGUGCGCAGGGUCCCCGGGCCGGUCGCGCUCCCGCUCGUCGGACACCUGCCGCUGUUCGUCAAGCACGGCCCGGGACUGUUCCGCAUGUUGGCAAAGGAAUACGGGCCAAUCUACAGGUUCCACAUGGGUAGGCAGCCACUGGUUAUGGUGGCAGACGCGGAGCUUUGCAAGGAGGUGGGUAUCAAGAAGUUCAAGAGCAUCCCCAACAGAAGCAUACCGACUCCAAUUCGUGGCUCACCUAUUCACAACAAGGGCCUCUUCUUCACCAGGGACGCGAGAUGGCAAUCCAUGCGGAACGUCAUCCUCUCCAUCUACCAGCCGUCGCACGUGGCAAGCCUCAUCCCGGCCAUCCAACCAUACGUCGAGCGGGCAGGGCGUCUCCUCCACCCCGGCGAGGAGAUCACCUUCUCGGACCUCUCCUUAAAGCUCUUCAAUGACACCAUCGGCCAGGUCGCCUUCGGUGUCGACUUCGGCCUCACCAAGGACACGGCCACCUCGCCGCCGCCGCCGCAGCAACAUGCCAAGAGCGUCGACCCGGCCACCGACUUCAUCCGGAAGCACUUCCACGCCACGACGUCGCUCAAGAUGGACCUGUCGGGCCCACUGUCCAUCGUGCUCGGCCAGUUCGUGCCGUUCCUCCAGGAGCCCGUGCGGCAGCUUAUGUUGCGCGUGCCAGGCUCGGCCGACCGGCGCCUGGAAGAGGCCAACUCGGACAUGAGCGGCCUUCUUGAUGAGAUUGUGGCCGAGCGGGCGGCGCAGGCGGACAGGGGCCAGAAGAACUUCCUGUCCGUGUUGCUCAACGCCAGAGAGAGCACGGAGGCCAUGAAGAAGCUACUCACUCCGGACUACGUGAGCGCACUCACGUACGAGCACCUGCUCGCCGGGUCUGUCACCAUGUCGUUCACGCUGUCCAGCCUGGUCUACCUCAUGGCGAUGCACCCGGAGGUGGAGGAGAAGCUGCUCCGGGAGAUCGACGCUUUUGGGCCAAAGGACGUGGUGCCCAGCUCCGACGACCUUCAGACAAAGUUUCCCUACGUUGAACAGGUUGUGAAGGAAACAAUGAGAUUCUUCACUGCAUCUCCACUGGUUGCAAGGCAAGCAUCCGAGGAUGUUGAGGUUGGAGGGUACCUCCUGCCCAAGGGCACCUGGGUGUGGCUGGCGCCCGGCGUGCUGGCGAAAGAUCCGAAGGACUUUCCAGACCCGGACGUGUUCCGGCCGGAGCGUUUCGACCCGGAGAGUGAGGAGUGCAAGCGAAGGCACCCCUACGCGUUCAUCCCCUUCGGUAUCGGCCCCCGGGCAUGCAUCGGCCAGAAGUUUGCUAUGCAGCAGCUGAAGCUAGUCGUCAUCCACCUCUACCGCAACUACAUCUUCAGGCACUCGCCCAGGAUGGAGUUUCCCCUGCAGUUCCAGUACUCCAUUUUGGUCAACUUCAAGUAUGGUGUCAAGGUCCAGGUCAUCGAGAGGAAGAACUGA
Molecule: messenger RNA, 1620 nt
Organism: Miscanthus lutarioriparius
Lineage: Eukaryota; Viridiplantae; Streptophyta; Magnoliopsida; Poales; Poaceae
Source: the annotation of a GenBank genome assembly